This is a messenger RNA of Fusarium sp. VM40, 879 nucleotides long. NCBI's taxonomy places the organism in Eukaryota, Fungi, Ascomycota, Sordariomycetes, Hypocreales, Nectriaceae. The record is from the annotation of a GenBank genome assembly.
AUGGACGGCCUCCUCCUCGAUACCGAAGACAUCUACACGGAGUGUGUCAACAUCAUCCUCGAAAAGUAUGGCAAGGGUACCCUCCCCUGGUCCAUCAAGGCCAGGCUCCAGGGUCGUCCCGGUCCCCAAGCCAACAAGAUCUUCCACGAUUGGGCUCAGCUUCCCAUCACUUCCGAAGAGUACAUCAUCGAGAACACCGCACUUCAGAAGGAGUUGUUCCCCCGCACCAAGCCUCUCCCCGGCAUUGUCGACUUGCUUGGUCACCUCGGCCGUACCAGAUACUGGGAGGUCAAGGAGGGCGCCAGUACUCAAGCCAAGGAGAACGUCGAGCCUCAGCGUGUUCACAUUGCCCUUGCUACCAGCUCCCACCUCGGCAAUUUCCGCGUCAAGACGAACCAUCUCGAAGAGCUCUUUGCUGUCUUUCCUUCGCAUCGUCGUGUUCUCGGUGACGAUGCCCGCCUGACUCCUGGCCGUGGCAAGCCCUUGCCCGACAUCUUUCUACUUGCACUGAAGACCAUCAACGACAGUCUUCCUGCAGGUGAACGACCCAUCACCCCAGAGGAAUGCCUUGUUUUCGAAGACUCAGUACCUGGUGUUGAGGCCGGCCGUCGUGCUGGAAUGCGCGUGAUCUGGUGCCCUCACCCCAUGCUCAAGAAGGAAUAUGACGGACGCGAAGACGACGUUCUUGCUGGUAGCACCGGUGAGGCUGGAGAAGUCGACCUCCACCAAGUUGGCAAGCCUGACGAUGGCUGGGCUGAGUACAUGCUCAGCCUUGAGGACUUCCCUUACGAAAAAUUCGGCAUCGUCGUCCCCUCCGUCGAGGUCGAGAAGGAGGCUUGCAUGAAGGAGGCUCCUGAGGAAGUCGUGGCUGAAGUCUAG